This is a messenger RNA of Onychostoma macrolepis, 11365 nucleotides long. It is a transcript of the gene lrp13b, whose product is annotated as low-density lipoprotein receptor-related protein 2. The transcript has 56 exons. Bases 82 to 11292 code for a protein of 3736 amino acids. Gene Ontology annotation, molecular function: calcium ion binding; protein binding. NCBI's taxonomy places the organism in Eukaryota, Metazoa, Chordata, Actinopteri, Cypriniformes, Cyprinidae. The record is from RefSeq and is a predicted model, not a curated record.
GCAGGUCUCGCGCAGCUGGAUCUUAUAAAGGAGUGUGAUUGGUCCGCAGACGCGCGUGGCUCAAACAGGUGCGUGAGUGUGAUGGACCUGCGGCACUUAAUCUGCUGCUCGGCGGUGUUUGCCUUGCUCUCAGGUGUUCACGGAGGCUGCAGCAGAAAUCAGUGGCAGUGUGAUGAUGGAGUGUGUGUCACACACAGAUGGCGCUGUGACGGUGUCAGUGACUGCCAGGAUGGAUCUGAUGAGAUGGACUGCGUAUGUCAGCCUGGAGAGUUGGAGUGUGCGGAUGGCUCCGGGUGUGUGAUUGGGUCGGGCGUUUGUAACGGCCGGCCCCAGUGUCCCGACACUUCAGAUGAGUGGGACUGCAGCAGGCGUUUAGGGUGUCUGUCAGGUGACUGGAAGUGCAAGAACAGCAUUUGCAUCCCACAAGAGCUUCUCUGCAAUGAUGUCAACGACUGCGGUGACAACUCUGAUGAAGAAACCUGUGGUUCCUGUGGGAAGAUGAACAUCCGCUGUCCUGAUGGCACAUGUCUAACCCCGAGACAGAGGUGUGAUGGAGUUGCUCAGUGCUCCGAUAAGAGAGAUGAGCCUCUUACAUGUGGUAAAAGUUGUCAUAAUGGGAAUGGUGGCUGUAGUCAUACUUGCAUUGACCAGCUUUGGGGAGCUUUGUGCACUUGUCCCACUGGAAUGAGACUUUCUGCAAAUGGACUUGAUUGUGAAGAUGUCAAUGAGUGUGCCCAGUCUUUAGGACCUUGCAUGCACUUGUGCACAAAUACACCUGGGUCUUUUCGGUGUCUGUGCCAGAAUGGUUUCAAACCUCUCGGCAACGGCUCUUGUGAAGCUCAAGGAGCCGUGACAAAGAUAUUGACCACCAGGAAGGGGCUGAUUGGGUUUGUGAAUGUGAAAACCAGAGUCUAUGAGCCGCUCUUUGCAAGUGAGAGCGACCCUAUAACAAUGACCUACGAUAUCCAAAGAAACUUCAUCUACUGGGCUGAUAAAGAUGGGAAUAUCUACAAGGCUUUGAACCGGAAGAGCACGAUUCUUUAUUCAGGGCAGUCUGGUUUGCACAGUCUAGCCAUCGACUGGCUUACUGGACAACUGUACUGGACGAGCAUUACCCAGAAAGCAAUCUACACCGGUGCAGCUGAUGGUAGUGCUGUAGGCAUGGUCCUGUCCAAAGAAAUGGACCCGAUAGAUAUGGUCCUCAGCCCAACUGAGAGUUUCAUAUUUUGGAUUAAUAAAGGAACGAAUGAUGAGCUAACCAUUGAGAGGGUGGAAAUGGAUGGUUUGAAUCGGAUAACACUGGUUUUCAUUACUGCACAGCUACCGAGAAGUCUUGCAUUGGAUGUGGCAGCACGCCGACUGUAUUGGAUCAGUGUUUACAAAGCGUCAAUUGAGAGCAUCAGGACAGACGGCACUGGACGGCAUACCUUCUGGGAUUUCUUUCAAGGACGUCCUGCUCAGACCCUGGCCGUGUUUAAUGGCUGGUUUUACUUGGCUGAUGAGAAGAAACUCUGGCAGGCUCGUCAAAAUAUGCCUUCUGACAAACAAAAUGGCUUCAUCUUAAAAGCAUCGCUUCCUGUUUUGAACAUCUACCAUGUGCUUCAGCAACCGCAAGGUUUUGCUCCAUGUAAAGACUCGGGCUGCCAGCUGUGUUUGCCCUCCAAGAAAAGUGCUGCUGGAUUCACCUGUCUUUGUCCUGAGGGAGCGUUGCCCAUGUCUUGGGGGUCUUGUGAAAAUUUUAAGGUCGCCUAUGCAACAGCCACAGCCAUAUACAGUUUGGAGUUUGCAGGAAAGACUCCUGUGAAAACAGAACUCUUUACUUCAGAUGAAGACAUCCAGUCCUUUGACAUGUACUGGCGGAGAGGAUGUGUGGUCUGGUCUAAUGGGACGGGUCAUGUGAAAACUAACAUACAGUCUCAGGACUUGUCUGAGUACAUCCUGACUUUAAAACCUGCCUGCAUUGUCAGAGUUGACCAAAGGACUGGGAAUCUGUAUUGGCUGGCCUGUGACGAACUUUCCAUUGGAGUUUCUACCAUUGGCACCCUUGACCAGAGUAUCUCCAAACAGCUAUAUCAAGCCAGAACUGCAAUCCUAGACCUCUUUGUGGACUGGCAUAGAGGAAAGCUGUACUGGCUGGAGGGAGGUCGGGUCAUGAGAAUGAAACUGGGUCUGAUUGGUGGAAAUGCCGAAACUAUUUUCAGAUUUGAGGAGGAUGGAGUCGACCGCAUUGUGUUUGAUUGUAAAGCAAAUGGAUUCCUUUGGAACAUGGAGUCUUACUUGCAGGUUAUGAGUCUACUGAAGAUGUGGAAGUACUCGGCUGGUAAAGAUUGGGUUGUUCCUGGCUCCAUCAUGGCUGCUUAUGAACCCUACAUGGUGACCUUGUUCAAUAACAUCCUGACAGUGUGGAAUCGCAAAGAUGGAGCCCGCGUCUCUGGGGUGGCGGUAGAGAAUGGAGUUGUUAGCUUAUCUGUUGCCCUCAGGGAAGUCCAACAAGAUGCAACAGCCGAAGAAGUGCGUCCCACUGAGGUGACUUGCAAAAGUCCCCUAGUCAUUUGUCAAGGAUCAGCCGUGUGUAUCAGUCGAUCUCAGCGGUGUGAUGGGAAGCGAGACUGUCCGGAUGGAUCUGAUGAAGCCUCAUGUGUGCACAUGUGUGCAAAGCCAGAUGACUUCCUGUGUAAGGAUGGAAGUAAGUGUGUGGAGAGGGAUUUGGUGUGUGACGGCCGCUCUCACUGCAUUGAUGGGUCAGAUGAGAUGGGAUGUCCCACCAUGGCUCCUGAAACAGUCUCGAUGCCAUUAAAGUGUCGUGUGGGCUCUAAACCCUGUGAGGACGGACAUGAGUGUGUGCUGUACAGUCAUGUGUGUGAUGGAGAGAUGGACUGUAAAGAUGGAUCAGAUGAACAUGACUGUGAAUAUCAGUGUAAAGAAGAUCAGUUCCAGUGCGCUCAUGGGAGGAUGUGUAUCGACAGAAAGCAGGUGUGUGACGGCACGCCUCAGUGUCAGGAUCGCUCUGAUGAACUCGACUGUUACAGUCGCUCACACGAAUGCAAACAUCAGUGUGACGAUAAAACCCGCUGCAUCCCAGAGAGCUUCCUCUGUGACGGAGAGAAGGACUGUGUGGACGCCACUGAUGAAGCCAACUGCUCUGAGAUUAAAAGAGGGGAUAUAAAUUUGGUGACACUGAACAAAGGCAACAAGGAACAAGGUUUGAAACCUCCGCCUCCAGUCUGUAGAAGUCCUUCCAUGAUGUGUCCAGGAACAUCACUGUGCAUUUCCCAGAUUCAAGUGUGUGAUGGGAAGAUUGAUUGUCCAGAUGGUUUUGAUGAAGUUUCUUGUGUAGACGCUUGUUCAAAACCUGGUGACUUCCUGUGUAAGGACAGAAGGAAGUGUAUUGAUGGGAAUCUGGUGUGUGAUGGCAGCCCUCACUGCUUUGACGGCUCUGAUGAGAUGGCUUGUUACAUGGCAGCUAGAAAUUCAAAACCGGCACCAUUAAAGUGUCGUGUGGGCUCUAAACCCUGUGAGGAUGGACAUGAGUGUGUGCUGUACAGUCAUGUGUGUGAUGGAGAGAUGGACUGUAAAGAUGGAUCAGAUGAACACAACUGUGAAUAUCGGUGUAAAGAAGAUCAGUUCCAGUGCGCUCAUGGGAGGAUGUGUAUCGACAGAAAGCAGGUGUGUGACAGCACACCUCAGUGUCAGGAUCGCUCUGAUGAACUCGACUGUUUCAGUCGCUCACACGAAUGCAAACAUCAGUGUGACGAUAAAACUCGCUGCAUCCCAGAGAGCUUCCUCUGUGACGGAGAGAAGGACUGUGUGGACGCCACUGAUGAAGCCAACUGCUCGAAGGCUAACAGAGGGGACGUAAACGUGGUGCCAGUGAACAAAGCAAGCUCAGGUUUUGUACCGUCUCAGCCUCCAGUCUGUAGAAGUCCAUCUAUUAUGUGUCCAGGAGCAUCGCUAUGCAUUUCCCAGACUCAGCUGUGUGACGGGAGGAGAGAUUGUCCUGAUGGUUCUGAUGAAGGCUCAUGCAUUGACACUUGUGCAAAACCUGGUGACUUCCUGUGUGAGGACAGGAGAAAAUGUAUAGAGGGAGCUCUGGUGUGUGACGGCCGCUCUCACUGCAUUGAUGGGUCAGAUGAGAUGGGAUGUCCCACCAUAGCACCUAAAACCUCCACUUCAGCACCAUUAAAGUGUCGUGUGGGCUCUAAACCCUGUGAGGACGGACAUGAGUGUGUGCUGUACAGUCAUGUGUGUGAUGGAGAGAUGGACUGUAAAGAUGGAUCAGAUGAACAUGACUGUGAAUAUCAGUGUAAAGAAGAUCAGUUCCAGUGCGCUCAUGGGAGGAUGUGUAUCGACAGAAAGCAGGUGUGUGACGGCACACCUCAGUGUCAGGAUCGCUCUGAUGAACUUGACUGUUACAGUCGCUCACACGAAUGCAAACAUCAGUGUGACGAUAAAACCCGCUGCAUCCCAGAGAGCUUCCUCUGUGACGGAGAGAAGGACUGUGUGGACGCCACUGAUGAAGCCAACUGCUCUGAGAUUAAAAGAGGGGAUAUAAAUUUGGUGACACUGAACAAAGGCAACAAGGAACAAGGUUUGAAACCUCCGCCUCCAGUCUGUAGAAGUCCUUCCAUGAUGUGUCCAGGAACAUCACUGUGCAUUUCCCAGAUUCAAGUGUGUGAUGGGAAGAUUGAUUGUCCAGAUGGUUUUGAUGAAGUUUCUUGUGUAGACGCUUGUUCAAAACCUGGUGACUUCCUGUGUAAGGACAGAAGGAAGUGUAUUGAUGGGAAUCUGGUGUGUGAUGGCAGCCCUCACUGCUUUGACGGCUCUGAUGAGAUGGCUUGUUACAUGGCAGCUAGAAAUUCAAAACCGGCACCAUUAAAGUGUCGUGUGGGCUCUAAACCCUGUGAGGACGGACAUGAGUGUGUGCUGUACAGUCAUGUGUGUGAUGGAGAGAUGGACUGUAAAGAUGGAUCAGAUGAACACAACUGUGAAUAUCGGUGUAAAGAAGAUCAGUUCCAGUGCGCUCAUGGGAGGAUGUGUAUCGACAGAAAGCAGGUGUGUGACGGCACACCUCAGUGUCAGGAUCGCUCUGAUGAACUCGACUGUUUCAGUCGCUCACACGAAUGCAAACAUCAGUGUGACGAUAAAACCCGCUGCAUCCCAGAGAGCUUCCUCUGUGACGGAGAGAAGGACUGUGUGGACGCCACUGAUGAAGCCAACUGCUCUGAGAUUAAAAGCGGGGAUAUAAAUUUGGUGACAGUGAACAAAGACAACAAGGAACAAGAUUUGCAACCUCCGCCUCCAGUCUGUAGAAGUCCAUCCAUGAUGUGUCCAGGAACAUCACUGUGCAUUUCCCAGAUUCGAGUGUGUGAUGGGAAGAUAGAUUGUCCAGAUGGUUCUGAUGAAGUUUCGUGCGUAGAUGCUUGUUCAAAACUGAAAAUGCUAAGCACUGACAUCUGUAAUGUUGUUCCAGGUGACUUCCUGUGUAAGGACAGAAGGAAGUGUAUUGAUGGGAAUCUGGUGUGUGAUGGCAGCCCUCACUGCUUUGACGGCUCUGAUGAGAUGGCUUGUUACAUGGCAGCUAGAAAUUCAAAACCGGCACCAUUAAAGUGUCGUGUGGGUACUAAACCCUGUAAGGAUGGACAUGAGUGUGUGCUGUACAGUCAUGUGUGUGAUGGAGAGAUGGACUGUAAAGAUGGAUCUGAUGAAGCCAACUGUGCUGUUUCAAGACCAGCUCAGACAAGCUGUAAGAGUCCCUCUGUACUGUGUCCGGGGACGUCAGUAUGUGUUUCUCAGGCUCAGAUGUGUGACGGAAGAAUAGACUGUCCCGAUGGAUCUGAUGAAGCUUCUUGUAUAGAUGCAUGUGCUGCUCCAGGUGACUUUCUGUGUAAGGACAGGAGGAAGUGUAUUGAGGAAGCUCUUGUCUGUGAUGGACGCUCUCACUGCCUUGAUGGUUCUGAUGAGGUGGGAUGUUCUACCAUAGCAACUAAAACCACAACCACUGCACCCUUCAAGUGUCGUGUGGGCACUAAACCCUGUAAGGACGGACAUGAGUGUGUGCUGUACAGUCAUGUGUGUGAUGGAGAGAUGGACUGUAAGGACGGAUCUGAUGAAGAACAUUGUGAACUUCAGUGCAAUCCAGGGAUGUUUCAGUGUAUUCAGGGGAAGAAGUGCAUUGACUUCCGGCAGGUGUGUGAUGGGUCUCCUCAGUGUCCUGAUCACUCGGAUGAAGCAGGCUGCUGGAAACCCACCAAGAGCUGCAGCAUCCGCUGCGACGGGAACAGCCACUGUAUCCCAGAGGUGUUCAUCUGUAACGGUAUGAGGGACUGCUGGGAUGGCUCAGAUGAAGCGGACUGUGCUAUGCCCACGCCACAAUCAACUUGUAAAAGCCCUUACGUGGCUUGUCAAGGGACGUCACUCUGCAUCCUGCAGCAAUACCUGUGCGAUGGUAGAAAAGACUGUCCUGAUGGAUCUGAUGAGAGACCGUGUCUUCGCAACUGCCCAUAUCGCAGUGAUUUCAUGUGUAAAGACAGGACAAAGUGUAUUAAGAGGGAUCUGGUGUGUGAUGGUCAUUCUCACUGCCUUGACCGCUCGGAUGAGAUGAGAUGUCCCACUACAGCACCUAAAACCUCAACCACAGUGCUGUUAAAGUGUCGUGUGGGCUCUAAACCCUGUAAGGACGGACUCGAGUGUGUGCUGUACAGUCAUGUGUGUGAUGGAGAGAUGGACUGUAAAGAUGGAUCGGAUGAAGCUGACUGUGAUUUUAAUUGUAAAGCAGGGGAAUUUCAGUGUGCCCAUGGGAGGAAAUGCAUAGACUCAAAACUAGUGUGCGAUGGCAAACCACAAUGUCAGGAUUUUUCUGAUGAGAGGGACUGCUUCAUACGCAGCAAGAGCUGCAGCCAUCGCUGUGACAACAAAACCCGCUGCAUCCCAGAAAACUUCCUGUGUGAUGGAGAGAAAGACUGUGUGGAUGGCACUGAUGAAUCUGACUGCGGGUACCCCACAAAGGUAGUGAAGUGUGAGAGUCCUGCUGUGUUGUGUCGUGACGGGUCGCUGUGCAUCCCUCACACCAAGCUCUGUGAUGGCAAGAGAGACUGUCCUGAUGGAUACGAUGAAACAUUUUGCCUUGACAGAUGUCCAAACGCAGGUGACUUCCUGUGUAAGGACAGGAAGAAGUGUGUGGAGAGGGAUCUGGUGUGUGACGGCCGCUCUCACUGCAUUGAUGGGUCAGAUGAGAUGGGAUGUCCCACCAUAGCACCUAAAACCUCCACUUCAGCACCAUUCAGGUGUCGUGUGGGCUCUAAACCCUGUGAGGAUGGACAUGAGUGUGUGCUGUACAGUCAUGUGUGUGAUGGAGAGAUGGACUGUAAAGAUGGAUCAGAUGAACACAACUGUGAAUAUCGGUGUAAAGAAGAUCAGUUCCAGUGCGCUCAUGGGAGGAUGUGUAUCGACAGAAAGCAGGUGUGUGACGGCACACCUCAGUGUCAGGAUCGCUCUGAUGAACUCGACUGUUUCAGUCGCUCACACGAAUGCAAACAUCAGUGUGACGAUAAAACUCGCUGCAUCCCAGAGAGCUUCCUCUGUGACGGAGAGAAGGACUGUGUGGACGCCACUGAUGAAGCCAACUGUGCUCCCAUCACUGGCCCAUCCAUCACAGACCAGCCAGUCUGCUUUAGCCCUUCUGUAUUUUGUCAUGAAACCUCAAAAUGCAUCUCACAGUCCCAGCUCUGUGAUGGAAAACCAGACUGUAGAGACGGUUCAGAUGAGAAAAACUGCUACACUGGUCGUGCGAGUGCAGGUGCUUCAUUACCUCUGAAAUGUCCCUUGGCAUCCAAACCUUGUAGAGAUGGGAAAGAGUGUGUCCUGUACAGCCAUGUGUGUGAUGGGGAGAAAGAUUGCAAAGAUGGGUCAGAUGAGAGGAACUGUGAACGUAAAUGUAAAAAAGGCCAGUUCCAAUGUGCUCAUGGCAGGAAGUGUAUAGACCUGAAGCUUGUGUGUGACGGCACACCUCAGUGUCAGGACCGAUCAGAUGAAAUCAACUGUAUGAAGCUCUCAGAGGAGUGCGGGCACCCGUGUGACAAUAAAACCCGCUGCAUUCCUGAAACCUUCCUCUGUGAUGGAGAGAGAGACUGUGCGGAUGGCACUGAUGAAGCCAACUGUGUUGUAGAGCCCUGUUCCAGUGACCGGUUCCAGUGCAGUAACGGUCAGUGUGUGGCGCUGGCCCUCCACUGUGAUGGGUACGCUGACUGUCGUGAUCACUCGGAUGAGAAGGGCUGUCCUCAACCUCCACACUGUCCUGUGAAGCAGCGCUGCCCCCACACACACGAGUGUCUGCUGAAGCAAUGGCUCUGUGAUGGAGACCAGGAUUGCAGUGAUGGGUCUGACGAGAGGAACUGCAAGGUGACUCUGCUGAAGUGUGGAGACUUCCAGUGGUCGUGUGCAUCUAAAACUCAAUGCAUUGCAACGAUGUGGAGGUGUGAUGGCGUAAAGGACUGCAAAGAUGAGAGUGAUGAAUCUGGAUGUGGUCAAGUGAAAUGCCCGACACACUUGUUCCAGUGUGGAAGUGGGGAGUGUGUGGACCCAGAUCUGGUGUGCAACAGGGCAUCUGACUGUGCAGACGGUUCUGAUGAGGGUCUGGGGUGUCUGAAGAACAACUGCUCCAGUCCCAGCCGCCCAUCAUGCCAGCACUAUUGCAUGAACACUCCACAUGGAGCGAGAUGUGGCUGUAAGACUGGCUUCAGGCUUCAUUCUGACGGUUUAACCUGCAACGACAUGGAUGAAUGUAAAGAGAUUCAGCCAGCUGCCUGCAGUCAUAAAUGCCUCAACACGCUGGGCUCUUACCUGUGUCAAUGCCACCCUGAAUUUAUACUGGAGCCAGAUGGACGCAGCUGCAAGACAGCAGAGGAGCCCAGUCUUUUGAUCUCUGAACAGUAUGAGCUGUUAAAUUUGGGUCUGCGAAGCUCCAGUAUUGAAGCUCUCAUCGCACCAGGACAGAAGGCCAUCUUCUCUCUGGACUACGACCGGCGAGAGCAGAGGGUGUACUGGGUCAGUCUGGAGGAAGAGAGCAUCAAAUAUGCCUUCCACAGAAUAAAGGAAAACAUUGGAACUAUCGUCAAAGGUGUGAAGUCAGACUCCAUUGCUAUUGACUGGAUGGGAAGAAACCUUUACUGGGUGGAUGGUGUUGCUGGGCAGAUUCUAGCUGUGAGAUUGACCAGCAGUAUUGUAAAGGCACAAAACUACAUCAUAGUUGUGGAUAAGGAUUUGCAUCAGCCUCGUUCGCUUGUGCUGCUGCCUCAGAAGGGGAUAAUGUUCUGGUCUGAGAUUGGAGGUCGGGCACGGAUCGAGCGCUCCGGCAUGGACGGCUCAGACAGGAAGGUGGUGGUCAGCCGUGGUCUCGAGCAGCCUGUCAGCAUGACGGUGGACACUCUUACUGACAGACUAUACUGGACUGAUGAGAAGCUCAGGUGUAUAGGCUCAGCGACGCUGGAUGGAGAAAACAUGAGGUUGCUGCAGCUGUCCGAGAUGCCCAGUCUUUUCUCUGUGGCUGUGUUUAAUGACAUGGUCUACUGGUCUGACACUCACAGAAGAUCUGUUCAAGCUGCCAAUAAACUGACUGGCAAGAACCGCAAAGUUCUCCUCAAGAGACCCGGACAGCCGUUUGACCUCAAAGUUGUCCACCCUCUUUUGCAGCCCAAUGUGUCUGGUCCGUGUGAGAAGCUCAGAUGCUCUCACGUGUGUUUGCUGACUCCGGGGCUCGACGCGGUCUGUCGCUGCCCAGCGGGGCUUCUCUUAGCCGUGGACGGAUUCACCUGUGCCACGGAUUCGUCGCCUUUCCUUAUGCUGCUGUCUCCUACCAUGAUUACACAGAUCUUCACGAAGAGCCUUCAGGCAGAGGUUGGGCUGAAGACGUGGCCGGAGCACCGUGCUUUGGCUCUGCCUGCCGUGAAUGAAGCUUCAGACUUUGAUCUGCUCCUUAAGGACCGCACCAUCUCUGUAGCUGACGCCGGACGCGGGUCUGUAGCUCAGCUCAAGCUCAGCGGCUCUGGUUUCACACCCCUCGGUCACGUGCUUCAGCUCAAGGGGGACCUGGUGACUGCUCUGGCUGUGGACUGGGUCACCCAAAACCUCUACUGGAGCAGCGUCAAGAGCCCCCAGCUUUACGUCACGUCCCCCGGAGGGAAAUACACCGGCCUGGUGCUGCAGGCUGAGCUGGAGGGAACCAUCUCCAUCGCCCUGCACCCUCCCACGGGCCGGCUGUGCUUCACUGCAGUGGGACGGAUGGCAGCCCAGUCUCUGCCUCAGGUGUACUGUGCUCACAUGGACGGGAACAACCGCACACUGCUGUGGAGCAAAGCAAAGAUGCCUGCUUCACUUGCCUUUUCUGAGAAAGGAACAACACUGUAUUGGGCAGAUAUCGGGAAUGAAAUGAUUAGCUCUAUUAAUAUCGAUGGCUCUGAUUAUACGGAGUACAGCACCGGAUCUGCCUUCAUUGUGUCUUUUGCUCGUGUUGAGGACAUCUACUUCUGGAUCACUCUGGACAACGGUACAGCUAAAGUAUGGUACACUGAUGGUUUCCAGCCCAAACUGAUGUGGUUUGAGGUGACAGCGAACGUCAUAGAGCUGAAGGCUUACAGCAGGUCCAGUCAGAAAGGAACCAAUGUCUGUUCUGAAAACAACGGGGGCUGCAGUCACCUGUGUCUGCCGUAUCCAGGUGGACGCUCAUGUCGCUGUGCGCAGGACUACCUCUCGGUGAACAAAACCAAAUGCGUUUCCAACCUCGAGUGUCCUGUGGGCAGUAAAGCGUGCAGAGACGGCCUCAAGUGCAUCCCUGCGGCCAAGUUCUGCGACCAGAUCCCAGACUGCCAGGACGGCUCGGAUGAGGAGUGUGCUCUGGGCUCUGCUGUCGAUCUCUCUCCGUCUGGAGACGGCAGCGCUGCGGUGCAGGAGUCGUGUCAGGCAGAGCGCUGCAGCGGUCACGGGACGUGUGUGAGAGUGGAGGGUGAGCCGGUGUGUGAGUGUGAGGAAGGAUACAGCGGGGAUCUGUGUCAGAACGCCGCCUCCAGCAGCACCGCACUCGCGCUCACACUUACCUUUCUCUUCGGAGGUGCUCUGAUGGCCGCCGUCAUCCUCAAGAGGAGAAGGGCACAAGCAGCGAGGGAAGACACCACUGAAAAAGAAACACUUGUGACUGACGUGGAAGAGCACACGACCUACUCAAACUUUGCUAAUGAGUUGUAUGAUCCUGAAGAGGGUCCGAUUACUCCAGCCAUUACCACCACCCCUGUUGUCAGCUAAUGCUUUUUUUUUUUUUUUUCCCCCUCUAAUAAAAAAAUAAUAAUGUUGCAAGAAAUAUGGUGUGGCUCACUUC